AUGACGGUCGGCACUGUCAAAAUCCUGAUCUACCUCGCCGGAGUUGCGAAGAUCAUCCAGUUCCUCAUCCUUGACAAACCAGCGAUCUACAACGCUAUUCUCGGCACACCUUGGUUACACACGAUGAGGCAGUUACCUAUACAUUCGAUUACUCAAGUCUGCAUCGACAAACUAAGGCCAGAGUGCCAGGUCGGCAUCGGUGCCGAACUUGACUUAAAGAUCCGUGACAUCCUCGUUCAUUUCCUGAAGCAACACUCAUCCACCUUUACAUGGUCAGUAGAGGAUAUGCCCGGGAGCGAUCCACAAAUCGCUUGUCAUGAACUCAACAUCGAUCCGACAUAUAAGCCGAUUGAGCAGAAACGCCGAAAACUCGGGCCAGAGAAAGCACAAGCCGUCAACGAUGAGGUCGAUCGGUUACUCAAAGCAGGAUCCAUCAGCGAGGUCAAGUACCCCGACUGGCUAGCAAAUCCCGUAGUUAUCAAAAAGAAGAAUGGCAAAUGGAAGAGUUGCGUCGACUUCACCGACCUCAAUAAAGCAUGCUCAAAAGACAGCUUUCCUUUGCCUCAAAUCGACCGCCUUGUGGAGGCAACUGCCGAAAGCGAACUCCUCUCAUUCAUGGACGCAUUCUCCGGGUACAACCAGAUUCUUAUGCAUCCUCAAGACCGGGAGAAAACGUCGUUUAUCAUGGAUCGCAGCAUAUACUGCUAUAAGGUUAUGCCCUUGUGUUUGAAGAAUGCUAGAGCAACGUACCAACGCCUAGUUAACCGAAUCUUCGCAAGCCAGCUCGGGCGAACUAUGGAAGUCUACAUUAACGACAUGCUCGUCAAGUCACUCGUCGCUUCCGAUCAUUACUUGUCUACGCCACCAAUUUUAUCCAAACCCGAAGCCGGCGAGACACUCUACCUUAACAUCACGAUCUCGGAGUACACGGUCAGUAGUGUCCUUGUUCGAGAAGACCGUGGCGAGCAGGAUCCAAUUUUCUACACGAGUAAGUCCCUCGACGGAUCGGCGUAUCGGUACCCAACCUUGGAGAAAUUCGCCUUCGCCGUGGUUAUCUCCGCACGAAAGUUACGCCCGUACUUUCAGUCACACUCGAUCGUUGUCAUAACCGACCAUCCUCUUCGCACCUUCCUUCACAGCCCAAGUCAAUCCGGCCGACUCGCCAAAUGGGCCAUUGAACUUAGAAAUUACGAUAUCGAAUAUCGAGGAAGGACCGCGACGAAAUCCCAAGUCUUGGCGGACUUCUUGGUCGAACUCCCACCCGAGCUCGUCGAUGCUAACCCGGCCGUACAACCCUGGAUCCUUCAUGCCGAUGGCUCCUCUUCCCAUAAAGGAUCCGGCGUCAGAAUUCGUCUCAAAUCUCCUGAAGGCAAGGUCAUCGAACAGUCAUUCCGCCUCAGCUUCCCAGCAUCUAACAACGAAGCCGAAUACGAAACAUUAAUCACCGGAUUACGCUUCGCCAAAGGAAUCGGCGCCGAACACAUCCACACCUACUGCGACUCUCAACUCGUAGCUAAUCAGUUUCACGGCGAAUACGAAGCUAAGAGUGAUCGCAUAGACGCAUACCUCAAAGUCCUCAAUGAUACUGCUUUGGAAUUCUCAACCUUCAAGCUUACGAAAAUACCGCGAGACGAGAACGCAACACCCGAUGCUCUAGCCGCCCUUGCGACUAACUCCGAUCCUGAUCUCCGGCGAACAAUUCCAGUCGCGGCAAUCAAACGACCUAGUAUCGAGCCCGCUCCGAGCUGCAAUAUUGUUACAAGACGACGCGACUACGAAUCCCGACCCAACCUCGCUCCACCCCUCACCCGGAAGAAAAAGCCUAAGGAAGUUGUCACCGAUCUCGAUACCGAUAUGAACGAACAAGACGACAACGAGUCCAAUCACGAGGACGAAUGCGAAGGCCAACACUUCCCAAUUGAUAUCGAAGCUGAGGGCGAAGACGAGCCCGAAGAUUGGACUUUAGAAAUUGUUGGCUACAUUGGCGAUGGAACGGUUCCCGCAGACAAAUGGGCAGCUCGUCGCCUUAAGGCUCGCACAGCUCGAUACGUGGUCAUUAAAGGCACCCUCCUUAGAUGGGACGCGUCCGGCGCACUUUUAACUUGUGUUCACGGCAACGACAUCAUGAAAGUUAUGCAGAAGGUACACGAAGGAGAAUGA
Messenger RNA from Eutrema salsugineum, 2160 nucleotides. RefSeq lists its product as uncharacterized. Bases 1 to 2160 code for a protein of 719 amino acids. Gene Ontology annotation, molecular function: RNA-DNA hybrid ribonuclease activity; nucleic acid binding. The transcript has 3 exons. NCBI's taxonomy places the organism in Eukaryota, Viridiplantae, Streptophyta, Magnoliopsida, Brassicales, Brassicaceae. The record is from RefSeq and is a predicted model, not a curated record.